GGGACUGUCAUCUUCUCAUUGGCUUACAUGUGUACUAAGAUGUAAGAACAAGCGAGCGUCGCUGUUCACUCGUUUGCAAUAUCCUCAACUUUACUCCAUUCUCUCACGUUUUCUUCUCCAUUUUAUUCUUCUGCUCUGUCUUUUAAGUUUUAUCUCCCGCUGGCUGGGUAUAGAAAGCCUGGUUCUCCGUCUGAAAGCUUUCUUUUGCAUUGAGGAGUUUGGUUCUCUGCACAAGCCCCUCACGACACGCUUUUUGAUUAUAUCUGCUGGUUUUUGUUUGCUAAACAAGUGAAAAAGAAUGAGAAUAAUCAAGCAGCUUUGGGAAAAAGACACCAUGCACUUCUGGAGUCUCUUCUUUACUGCACUAAUGCCAGUCCUGAAGGUACUCUUGAUCACUGUUGUUGGGAUAAUUCUAGCUCUGGAUCGAUUUAGUAUACUGAAGAAGGAUGCCAGGAAGCAUGUGAAUUCUAUGGUAUUUUUUGUCUUCAUUCCUGCUCUUGCACUUAGCAACCUGGCUAAAGCCAUGACGAUUAAGAGCCUUGUCAUGCUGUGGUUCAUGCCAUUAAAUGUUCUUCUCACGUUUAUCAUUGGGUCUGCACUUGGAUGGUUACUUAUUAAAAUAACAAGAGUUCCUCAUCAUUUGCGAGGGCUUAUUUUGGGAUGCUGUGCAGCAGGAAAUAUGGGAAACAUGUCUCUUAUCAUUAUUCCUGCGAUAUGUAAUGAAGCAAGCAGUCCUUUUGGAGAUAAGGAUGUCUGUAACAGAAAUGGACUGGCAUAUGCUUCUCUGACCCUAGCACUUGGAAACAUUUUCAUGUGGACUUAUGUCUACAACCUUGUCCGGAUAUAUUCAUGCAAGAGUUCCGAUGCAAAUUCCCUAGUAAAGCCGUUGUCUACACCAGAAACUGAUCCUGAAAAUUCUUCAGCAUGUUCAACAGAGCCAUUGGUCACUUCACAGAACACCUCGCAAACAAAUGACUGUGCCAUUGGACCUGAAACUGGAAGUGCAAUGCUAGAGGUAGAUGCUAAGAGUUUGCAGGUAACAAAACAGGAAAAGAUAAUGAAGGAAUUUAAAGCACUAGUGGAAAAGAUGAAUCUGAAGGCCCUGUUAGCACCAGCAACAAUUGGAUCAAUUAUUGGCUUGAUAAUUGGUGCAGUCCCUCUAUUUCAUAACGCUUUAGUCGGUGAUAAUGCCCCUCUUCGUGCGGUUGAAAACUCUCUAUCCAUGCUGGGUGAUGCUGCCAUUCCAACUAUGACCUUGUUAGCUGGGGCAAGCUUACUUGAUGGUUUAGAAGGAUCGGGCAUGCAGUUUUCAAUUAUUUUUGGAAUCCUUGUUGUUAGAUACAUUGCCUUACCCCUAUGCGGUGUAGUUAUUCUUAAAGGUGCAAUGCAUGUCGGCAUGAUUCACCCAGAUCCAUUAUAUCUGUUUCUUUUACUGCUUCAAUAUUCUUUUCCACCUGCAAUGAGCAUAAGUACAGUGACUCAGAUGUUUGGCGCUGGUGUGAGUGAAUGCUCACUUGUCAUGCUAGUAACUUAUGCCUGUGCCGCAGUCUCACUUACUCUGUGGUCCACAUUUUUUAUGUGGCUGGUAUUAUAGCUGCAUUCUGUUGCAUUGUCUCUUCUAAUGUCUGUCUCCCUUGCAAAGUACAGUCUUUAGAUUUCUCCAAUUAAGAAUUGGAGAAAGUGAAGGAAGAUUUGGGCAGUAGGAAUAAAGUGCAAACACUUUUGUAUUUUUUUCCCCUAGCAGAGAACUUCAUGGAUCAUAUUUACACUAAAAUGAUUUUCAUCAACGUUCCAUAACAUAUAUCGUGAUUGUUCCAAGACUGCUUAAAUUAUGAAGUAGAGAGAAUUCCGCU
Molecule: messenger RNA, 1853 nt
Organism: Neltuma alba
Lineage: Eukaryota; Viridiplantae; Streptophyta; Magnoliopsida; Fabales; Fabaceae
Product: protein PIN-LIKES 3
Exons: 12
Coding region: 299-1594 (431 amino acids)
Biological process (GO): endoplasmic reticulum to cytosol auxin transport
Cellular component (GO): membrane
Source: RefSeq, a predicted model, not a curated record